CCUGCUACUUUAUUACCCCGCUCCGAAGACAGCUAUGCGAGGAGGGCAGGCGCAUGGGCUAAGCACUGGGCGAAACUCUCCCAACUCACUCUCUCUGAACGCGAACAUCGACUCGAGGACUGUGGAAGUUGUCAGGCUAUCCGCUCUCUGCCGCUACCGGACGCCCCCGUGCGAGACUUCAACUCUGCCUGUCACACGGCUCCCGCCGGCGGGGACUGGAGUUUACAGGAGGCUGGGGCUUUAUUAAAGGAAAGCAUACUUGAAGGGGAACAAUAAAUAUCUGGAUAUCCUCAGGCUCUGACGGUGUUGCUACUGAGAAACUUUCUCUUCUUGAGUGUGACUGGCGUUCGUUCGUAAGCAGGCUGGAGUAGGCUACUAAAAGUGGAGUCAUCAUACCGUAGUUCAUAUUUUCUUUUGUUUCACGCGCUCUGUCCGGAGCAGCGUCUGUCAUCUCCCGGACUGGAUUACUUCGCAUGUGUUUAUUUUGCGGGAAAUUGAGACGCUGCGUAAUCGUUUGGAGACGGAGCAACUAAUCGCGAAAUAAUUUGUAUUGUACACCUGUUUCUUAUUGCUCUGCUAGCUAUGUCAUCGGAGCAAACAACUGUCUCCACCGCCGUGAACAGAGGAGCUAAGAACCGAGACCGAGGAGCGAACCGAGCGGGUUCUUUUGGAACGGACCGAAAAACUUUUCUGUGGAACUUGUUGUGAAAUUAGUCAACGACAAAAAGGAACUCCCGUGCCAAGUGUAAUUUAACGGAGGUGGAAUUUGUCUUAUUUUCUCGGGAGGAAACUCAUACUUGUAUAAUCGGUCGUUCAUAAAGUUGUUCUCUCAACGAAGAGACUUCGUUCUAGAACUGGAACUCUGGAGAAAGUUUUGGAACUGGAACGUUUUGGAACGCCGAACGCUCAGGGGGAAACGGUCGCGCAACUAAACGAUACAAGGAUCAGACAUUAGGGAGAGGCAGCGUCACCUUUCCUCCUCCCUCCUCCACUCCCUACUUCUGCUCCUGCUAGCCUAACCCAGGCCUGUACAAGGGGCACUUCUUCCCCGUUUUGGUGUUUGUUGGCGGUGAUGGUGGCGCAAGGGGUCAUGGAGACCAGGACCAGCCGGAGACCGCGCAGCAGCGCCCAGCAACACUUACUGCUGGCGGUCGCUCUCAUCGCAUGCAGCUCGCAACUACUGGUGGACGCCAACUCCUGGUUGUCGUUAGCGAUGAACCCUAUCCAGAGACCGGAGAUGUACAUCAUCGGGGCCCAGCCUCUGUGCAGCCAGCUGACGGGACUCUCCCAGGGGCAGAGGAAGCUGUGCCAGCUCUACCAGGACCAUAUGGUCUACAUUGGCGAGGGAGCCAAGACGGGCAUCAAUGAAUGUCAAUACCAGUUCAGACAGCGGCGGUGGAACUGUAGCACCGUGGAUAAUGCAUCCGUGUUCGGACGCGUCAUGCAGAUAGGCAGUAGGGAGACAGCCUUCACCUAUGCCAUCAGUGCAGCAGGCGUGGUGAACGCGGUGAGCAGGGCGUGUCGGGAAGGAGAACUCUCCACCUGCGGAUGCAGCCGCGCCGCUCGACCCCGUGACCUACCGCGCGAUUGGCUGUGGGGUGGCUGUGGCGACAACGUCAACUAUGGCUACCGUUUCGCCCGGGAGUUUGUGGACGCGCGGGAGAGAGAAAAGAACUACCCUCGAGGCUCCAUAGAACACACUAGAACAUUGAUGAACCUACAGAACAACGAAGCAGGGAGACAGUCGGUGUAUAACCUGGCCAACGUGGCGUGUAAGUGUCAUGGCGUGUCCGGCUCCUGUAGCCUGAAGACCUGCUGGCUCCAGCUGGCAGACUUCCGUCGCGUCGGAGAGUUCCUGAAGGAGAAGUACGACAGCGCCGCCGCCAUGCGCAUCGGACGCAAAGGGAAACUGGAGCAGGUAGAUAAACGCUUCAACGUCCCGACCCCCGAGGAUCUGGUCUACACCGACCAGAGCCCAGACUACUGUCUGAAGAACGACACCACCGGCUCCAUGGGAACCCUGGGGAGACUCUGUAACAAGACGUCAGAGGGGAUGGAUGGCUGUGAACUCAUGUGUUGUGGGAGAGGAUACGACCAGUUCAAGACCUAUAAGCAUGAGAGAUGUCACUGCAAGUUCCACUGGUGUUGUUAUGUCAAGUGUAAGAGGUGCACUUCACUGGUGGAUCAGUUUGUCUGCAAGUAGCGAAGGAAGGGAGGGGGUCUGGACGAUGGGGAAGGGAGGGGGUCUGGACGAUGGGGAAGGGAGGGAGUCUGG
This is a messenger RNA of Oncorhynchus kisutch (coho salmon), 2275 nucleotides long. RefSeq names its product wingless-type MMTV integration site family, member 5b (gene wnt5b). The transcript is spliced from 6 exons. Bases 1073 to 2203 code for a protein of 376 amino acids. Lineage: Eukaryota; Metazoa; Chordata; Actinopteri; Salmoniformes; Salmonidae. The record is from RefSeq and is a predicted model, not a curated record. Gene Ontology annotation, biological process: neuron differentiation; multicellular organism development; cell fate commitment. Gene Ontology annotation, molecular function: cytokine activity; frizzled binding. Gene Ontology annotation, cellular component: extracellular region.